AGAAAAUCGUCUGCUCAUCAUUUUCGACAGUAAUUCCCCUUCUACUUUCAUCUUUAUACAACAAAAACAACGCCCCGUUUCAUGUUUGUCUAAGGGCACGCGCUGUCGGAACUUCUAAAUCCAACACCCCAAGCCCGACGGUGCUUUGAUGAGCACCGCAUCCCGCUGGGUGAGCCUAUUAUGUUAAAGGGGAUUACGAUAAAUAAUCUCUGAUCUUAAAAUGAAAUUUAAGUUUAAAAAGUAAUAAAAAGUAUUUUCACACAGUUCGUUGCAUACAUUUUAUUUCAUUAUCAAAACAUAUUCUUUUAAUGUGAUGAGGGAAAACUCUAUUUUACAUAGUUUAAUAAUUAAAAUUGAGUAAUAUCUCCCCUUAAAAUGGUACAGUCCAAAAAAUAUAUAAACGCAAAAAAAAUUAUUCUAUGGUAAAUAUCUUUAACAAUGGAAUACCAGAUAGACGUGGACUACCUCAACCUUGCCAGUCAGCUGAUUAAAAAUGCCAGUCAGUGUCAGGAUCACCAACCCCAUCGUGACCUGGGUCAUGACCUCAUGAUGAUGGAACAACCCAAUCGCCAUGGUGACGACACAGAUCAGGACUUCCUGUGCAACAUGGAUACCUUCUUCUUGGACACCUCCGAUGAUGAGCUCCCAAAGCUGCAAGACUCCCUGUUUACCAGACCCCAAGCAGCUACCCACAGGAAGCAGGACCCAGUAUCUAUGAAGCAGCAGCCAGUCUGGGUCAACUUUGACAAUGGUGAUGUGUUCUACUCCAGUACCGGAGAGUUUCCUUGUGCCAGUGAGCUUUCAGGGGAAAAGGAUCUGUGCAACAGUCUUCCAUCGUCAGCUUCAUGCCGUCUUCCUUACCCCAAGAAGUGGCGCAGCAGUCCGUCUUCUUACUUCGAAGAACAGAGCUCUUCCAGUUCUUCGCACCUGUCUUCCAGAAACUCUCCGCCACAUCACGAAGAGGCAUCCUCAGACGCACAACUCUACAAGCUCAGGUCAGCCCUGCAGGAUCUUCAGUACCAGGGUGUGGUGGGAAACGGACUGGUCAACCCUCGUCGUCCUGUGUUCGCCCUCGACGAGAAGGCCUGCGCACUGUGCAAGAAGAACGGCGAGACUCGUGAGUUCUACACCACCCAUGUGCUGAAGGACAACCGCGGCAAGAUCAUCUGUCCGAUUCUCCGCAAGUAUGUGUGUCCAACCUGUGGUGCCACCGGUGACAACGCCCACACGCUUCGCCACUGCCCCGUGAACAAGGCAUCGGAAACCGCAAAGCACAGUUACUGAGGGACUAAACGACUGGUGAAAAAACAUACUGCAUGUAUUUCUGUGGCAGUGAAAGUACAGUGACUAUUUUGUAUAUUUAUAAUAUUUAUAAUUGUGUGAUGCACCAACUGAACGGAUGAAUAGAAACAUUACCUUUCAAAAAAAAAUGUGAAUAAGAAAACAUUUUUUUUAUUUGAUCAUUUGUAUAUAUGAGGAAAAUGUAUGG
Molecule: messenger RNA, 1489 nt
Organism: Magallana angulata
Lineage: Eukaryota; Metazoa; Mollusca; Bivalvia; Ostreida; Ostreidae
Exons: 2
Coding region: 439-1284 (281 amino acids)
Biological process (GO): oogenesis; negative regulation of translation
Cellular component (GO): perinuclear region of cytoplasm
Molecular function (GO): zinc ion binding; mRNA binding
Source: RefSeq, a predicted model, not a curated record